This is a messenger RNA of Psylliodes chrysocephalus, 2392 nucleotides long. The record is from the annotation of a GenBank genome assembly. Lineage: Eukaryota; Metazoa; Arthropoda; Insecta; Coleoptera; Chrysomelidae.
CCCAAUAGUUAUGAAUCACCCUGUAUAGUGAAUAUCUACUCAUGCUCAACCCGACGGAAUUGAGUUCGAUCGAAAUUGAUAUCGCAAUUAGACUCCAUUAGAGACUGGAGUCGAGAAUUUCCAUUUAUUGCUGAAGAGUCCUAAUAAGGAUGACUUUCUCUUUAGUGGGCAAAAUCAAAGGCGCAGAGUGUUGAAAAUAUUUUGAGUGUUGAAAAUAUUUUUUAUCUCUGCUAUUUUCUUUCGACGUUAUUCAAUAAUCAUCAUUGGUUACUUAUGAACCUCUACUAAAGAUACCCAUAAAAUAUUUUGCUGAAUAUCCGAAUAUCUUCUAUAUCCUGGGAUAUAGACGGACAUUUGGAUAUCCAUAUUAGAUCCACUGGAUAUAUUGGAUACCCACAAAAUAUAUUCUGUGGAUAUCUCUGGGAUUUCUUGUAUUGUCUGGAAGAUACCCAUUAGAUAUUUUGCUGGAUAUCCAUAGGAUAUCUUCUAUAUUCUGGAUAUAGACGGACAUUUGGAUAUCCAUAUUAGAUCCACGGGAUAUUUCUGAUAUCCUGUGGAUAUAUUGGAUAUCCACAAAAGAUAUUAUGUGGAUAUCUCUGGGAUUUGGUGUGUUGUCUGGGUUUAUAUUUACAAUGAAUUUGAGGAAAAGGGAUAGACAUAUUAACAUGCAAGAAAAUUCCGAUAAAAAGAGAGCUUCUUAAAGUCUGUAUGUCAAUUUUUGAUCCACUGGGGUUUCUAUGCAAUAUUAUGAUCACAAUCAAAAUAAUUUUACAGCAAAUUUAGAAGCUGAAAAUAGGAUGGGAUGACGAAAUACCCUCAACAUUAAAUCAAUAUUGGGAAAUAUGGAUAUCUGAAGUUCAGAAAUUGAUUCCUAAUUUACAAAUACCUAGAAGUUAUGGCCUUUUCACAAACUUAAGCGAAUCAGAGUACACAGAAUUACAUGGUUUUUGCGACGCUAGCCAAAAAGCUUACGCUGCCGUGGUGUAUCUACGCUUUAGACGAGGAAAUACCUACGAGUCAUCACUCGUAUUUGCUAAGACUAGGGUAAGUCCUUUGAAGCAAACUUCUAUCCCUAGACUUGAACUUCAAGCAGCAGUGAUGGUUUCAAGGAUGAUUAAAGUUAUAACUUCUGAAAUCGAGGUAAAAAUUGAUAAAAUCUACCUGUGGAACGAUUCUAGAACCGUUUUAAUCUGGAUAAAAUCUGAAAAUUUAAGAUUUAAAAUAUUUGUCGCACACCGUAUUGGAGAGAUUCUUGAAAUUAUAGAUAGAAAUGAUUGGCAGUGGAUAUCAACAAAAGAAAACGUUGCGGACGAAGCUACGCGUGCUGCAAAACACAUGUUUUAUUUAGAAAGAUGGUUUUAUGGGCCAAAGUUUUUACAGCUAAAUAAAGAACUGCCAAUACAAGACCUUGAGAGAGAAAACAGACAAGAAAUUUCCGAAGACGAAUUAGAAAUCAGAAAAUCACCUAUAAUGACUUUACAAAAUAUCUCGAAUCAAUCUGUAUAUCUACCAGACCCAAGAAGAUUUUCUAAAUUGGAGAGGUUAGUUAGGAGCACUGCUUGGGUGUUAAGGUUUUCAAAAGCGUUAACGAAAACUAGAGUGGAGAGUAAUAGGAAAUACAGAAUUAACAGGAAGUUAAUGAAUUUCAAAAAUUUAGAGGCCCUGACAGUUGAUGAAAUUGAAAACGCAGAGAAUAGUUGGAGAUACAAAAAGAAUAUUAUGGAGAAGAAAUCAAACAAAUCAAUGAUGGAAAAAAUAUAGAAAAAUCUAGUAAAAUUUAUAAAUUGUCACCUUUUUUAGACCAUAAUAAUGGAAUGCUCUGUUCAAAAGGAAGAUUACGCACUGAAAUAAAAGACAUUUCAAUUAGACGAGACCCAAUAAUUUUAGAUGCAAAACAUGAAUUUACAAAAUUACUUAUAGAUUAUUUCCACAGAAGUUUUCAUAGUGGAGCAGAAUUUGUAUUAAACGAAAUAAGGCAAAAAUUUUGCAUUCCCAGGUUAAGGAAUUCUACGAAAAACAUUUUAAGAAAUUGUCAAUGGUGUAAAAAUCGUAGAGUCAAGCCAGUGGUACCAGAAAUGGGAUUCUUACCAGAUGCUCGAUUAGCAGUGUUUGAAAAACCGUUUUCACGGACUGGCAUGGACUAUUUUGGUCCCAUAAUAGUAACUGUGGGUAGAAGACAUGAAAACAGAUAUGGCGUGAUUUUCACCUGUCUAACAACGAGCGCCGUCCAUAUCGAAGUAACUCUGAAUACAGCAUCAGUUAUUAUGGCACUAAAAAGGCCAGUUGGUAGACGAGGUACUGUCAAUGAAAUUUUUUCCGACAACGGCACAAACUUUCACGGAGAUAACAGAGAAUUAUUAGAAAAUAUUAAGAACUUAGGCGAAAAUGACCU